UGCGUGUAGUUCACCAUAAAACCUCAGCGAAGACGAAGUCUUUUGGGGACUAGAGUCCUCUAUCUAUUUCUAUGUCUCCACCACAUGCAGCAGACAGUGGACAUUUUUGACAUUACGCGAAAUAAGUUGGGUACGACCGUUACAGUUUUGUGGUCUCCAGUGAGUACGUGAAAGGGAAUGUCGAACGGUGCAAGAUCGGUUAUUGAGGUGCAUCGGAACGGCAAUAUUAUGGCUCAAGAGAAGCUCCUGGAAGGUUAUGUGGGCUUUGCCAAUCUCCCAAACCAAGUGUACAGAAAGUCCGUCAAGAGAGGCUUCGAGUUCACGCUCAUGGUCGUGGGUGAAUCUGGUUUGGGGAAGUCUACACUGAUCAACUCCCUCUUCCUGACAGACUUGUAUUCACCUGAAUACCCUGGACCCUCCCACAGAAUCAAGAAGACAGUACAGGUGGAGCAGUCUAAGGUGCUGGUAAAGGAAGGAGGAGUUCAGCUGCUUCUCACCAUCGUUGACACGCCAGGGUUCGGGGACGCUGUCGACAACAGUAACUGCUGGCAGCCAGUCAUCGAUCACAUCGACAGUAAGUUUGAGGAUUACCUCAACUCAGAGUCCCGGGUCAACAGACGGCAGAUGCCUGACAACAGAGUGCACUGCUGCCUCUACUUCAUUGCCCCCUCUGGACACGGGUUGAAGCCUCUUGAUAUAGAGUUCAUGAAGCGGUUACAUGAAAAAGUGAACAUCAUCCCCCUCAUCGCCAAAGCGGACACAAUGACUCCUGAGGAGUGCCAACAGUUCAAGAAGCAGAUCAUGCGAGAAAUCACAGAGCACAAAAUCCAGAUCUACGAGUUCCCAGAAACCAACGAUGAGGAGGAGAACAAGAUGGUCAAGAAGAUCAAGGAUCGCUUGCCCCUGGCUGUUGUUGGUAGCAACACCAUCAUUGUGGUCAACGAGAAGCGGGUGAGAGGGAGGCAGUACCCCUGGGGCGUGGCGGAAGUGGAGAAUGGAGAGCACUGUGACUUCACCAUCCUGAGGAACAUGCUCAUCAGAACCCACAUGCAGGACCUGAAGGAUGUGACUAACAACGUCCACUAUGAGAACUACCGCAGCAGGAAGCUAGCAGCCGUCACAUACAACGGAGUGGACAACAACAAGAACAAGGGACCAAUGACCAAAUUUGACACAAGUGAAGGCAUGAGUCCCCUGGCCCAGAUGGAGGAGGAGAGGAGGGAGCACGUGACCAAGAUGGAGAAGAUGGAGAUGGAAAUGGAGCAGGUGUUUGAGAUGAAGGUCAAGGAGAAGAUCCAGAAGCUUAAAGACUCUGAGCUAGAGCUCCAGCGACGCCAUGAGCAGAUGAAGAAGAACCUGGAGGCCCAGCAUAAGGAGCUGGAGGAGAAGAGACGCCAGCUGGAGGACGAGAAGCACAACUGGGAGGCACAGCAGAGGGUGCUGGAGCAACAGAAACUAGACGCAUCCAGAACCCUGGAAAAGAACAAAAAGAAGAAGAUAUUUUAAAAGUAUUUCGGCAAGACCACCGUGUGACAAUGUACUAGUUGCCAAUUUACCAACCUGGACUGUCAGUUUGUCUGUCGACCAACAACCUGUUACUGUGUGUAUGCAUGGAGGAGCAGUGUGGUAUGUCUGGGGGAAGUGGGUUCUACCUGGGGUCCUACAUUAGACCCACUGUCACAGACAUGCUCAGUCCUGGAAGGUGUCUCCUUUCUGUUCUCUCGCUCUCCUCCCCAAAGACCUUUCUUAUUCUCCCUGAAAUGGGCAUGUUAGACUGUUGUACAAUCAUGUUUUUUGGUUCGCAGUUCUCAAGCACACGCAGUCCCACACGCACACAACAAAACACACAGGUAUGAGCUAUUUCAUGAUUUCAGAGACGAUUUCCUUUUCUUUUUGAAACCCAGAAUGCCACAAGACUUGCUUUCUUAUCCUCUUUCUAGUUAGAUGACCUUGGAGACAGACUGCACUGCUUUUCUCUUUCUAGAUAGAUGACCUUGGAGACAGACUGCACUGCUUUUCUCUUUCUAGUUAGAUGACCUUGGAGACAGACUGCACUGCUUUUCUCUUUCUAGUUAGAUGACCUUGGAGACAGACUGCACUGCUUUUCUCUUUCUAGUUAGAUGACCUUGGAGACAGACUGCACUGCUUUUCUCUUUCUAGUUAGAUGACCUUGGAGACAGACUGCACUGCUUUUCUCUUUCUAGAUAGAUGACCUUGGAGACAGACUGCACUGCUUUUCUCUUUCUAGAUAGAUGACCUUGGAGACAGACUGCACUGCUUUUCUCUUUCUAGAUAGAUGACCUUGGAGACAGACUGCACUGCUUUUCUCUUUCUAGAUAGAUGACCUUGGAGACUGCACGACUUUGUUGUAGUGUUCUAUUUAACGCCAAAUGACCAAACUGCGGAGUAGGAAGCUACACACCUCAGGCAUUUUUCUUUUUAUAACACUUUUAGUUAUUUAGUUAUUUAGUUAUCGUUGUUAUUUUUUGGCCCUCAUCCAAAAAUGUUAUCCUCUUCCAAUUCUUGUCAUUUAAAUCAUCUAGCCAUGGACCGCUGUGUAUAACUUCAGUCAUAUUAGAAGGUUUCAUUGCUGGUUAUUUUGUCCUUUUUUCCCUCUCUCUCUAUUAUAUUGGCCCUGCUACAGUAAUCGUUACAUUUUUCAUUUUGUGUUUGUAGGCAUUUCUCCAUUCUGGUCUUUGAGGUUUACUGUGCAUACUGAAUUUCACUCCAGCUGCUACACAGUAGGCCCCCUUGACCAGGGCUGGGAAACCCUGUUUUAGAAGACGGUGGGGGAGGAAAGUUUGGUUGUUAACUCAAUCGUUAACAUAACCCUGAUGUAGUUUACUUACAAUGACCAAUGACUGUAAACAGGUCUGUAUUGACUGUAAUAAACAACAAUGGGGUUCCCUUCCCUUACAUUUAACUCUGUUCAUGUAAUGCAUCUCUUUAUUUUUUAUUUUUUAUUUUUUUUAUUGUAGUCAUAAUAAACUUGUGAUGAUACAA
Oncorhynchus mykiss (rainbow trout) is the source of this 3003-nucleotide messenger RNA. Its product is annotated as septin-7. The record is from RefSeq and is a predicted model, not a curated record. Lineage: Eukaryota; Metazoa; Chordata; Actinopteri; Salmoniformes; Salmonidae. Gene Ontology annotation, cellular component: septin complex. Gene Ontology annotation, molecular function: GTP binding.